Raphanus sativus (radish) is the source of this 563-nucleotide messenger RNA. RefSeq lists its product as uncharacterized. The transcript has 3 exons. Bases 71 to 316 code for a protein of 81 amino acids. The record is from RefSeq and is a predicted model, not a curated record. NCBI's taxonomy places the organism in Eukaryota, Viridiplantae, Streptophyta, Magnoliopsida, Brassicales, Brassicaceae.
GUAAUCGACCAACCAAACAACAAGAGAUUGAGAAGAUCGAAAAGAAGAAGAAGGAAGAAGAUCGAAAACGAUGCCUCUGAGUGCGACGAUGGUGGGAGCUUUGCUGGGACUCGGUACCCAGAUGUACUCCAACGCUCUCCGCAAGCUUCCUUACAUGCGCCAUCCGUGGGAGCAUGUGGUGGGUAUGGGACUCGGUGCUGUGUUCGCAAACCAGCUCGUGAAAUGGGAUGUGAAGCUCAAGGAAGAUCUCGAAGUUAUGCUCGAUAAGGCCAGAGCUGCCAACGAGCGCCGUUACUUUGAUGAAGAUCGGGAUUAGUUUGACGUCUUCAGAAAAGAAAAAUAUUUUCUCUGAAGUCAUCUCAAGUGCUUGAUUUCUUUGAUCUUCCAUGUAAAAGCUUUUCUAUUUUUUCUUAGAGCUGGAUCUCCUUUUGCUUCGGUAUUGGAGCUCUUUCCGUUCGUUUUUGGUUAAUGAACCUAAAGAUGAUUUGUGUUUUCAUCUCACAGUCUGAAUCUGUUUGUACCUGGCUCUAAUAAUUUCGAAUGACAAACCUUUCAAUGCUUAA